GCCGCGGUGCUUGCAGAAUCACUUGACAUUCCUUCCUCUCGAAUUCUGGACUCGUUCUGAAUCUGCGUCUCAACUCACUGAGUCGAUCAAUCAAUGGCAUUACCGAGUCCUCAGUUGCAGAGAUUCCUCGCAACCGGGAUUAAUUCCGGCUGCAACAAUGCCAAAAGCCCCCAACCGAAGCCACUUCCUCACUUCUGCCACAGCCAAAACUCACUGCCGAUGCUCCGCGAUUGCAUUCGACGCGCCGUCUUACUUCUCGGACGUUUCCGGGAUUCGCUGGGGGUCCACGUCCUUGCAAGGCCCGCGCGAGGAGAUGGAGGACGAUUUUGGUGAUCCGAUCGGACGGUCUCGAUGGAUUCUCCUUCGCAGCUGUUUUUGCGGUCAUGCCGGCUUCUCUUCCGUCAAGUUCCUUAGGCUUGGUUUAAAUGAGGAAAUUCCUUUUGCUAAUUAUUUCCUUUCGUUAUUUGUUUUCACGAAUUGUACGAGUUCUUGCUUUGAAUAAAACAGAAGGAAAUCAUAUGAAGUUCUGUAACGCGUAGGCAUGAACUGUAUAGGGAGUGUGUCGUGGCUUUAGACGGAGGUUCGCUCUUGAAAGGAGAUGAUUGGAGCAUCAUUAGGAUAGCAUUGAAGGAGGCAUUUGAAAAUGCUGAUAGCAAAUUGUUGAAUUGGUUUAGAUGGUUUUUCAUUUUGUAAAGGCUUGGAACUUCUGAAGAAGAAGAAGAAUCUGGUUCAACUGCCACUGUUGUGUUCAUUGGAAAUAAUUUGCUGUAUGUUUCACAUGUCUGUGACUAGUCUUUGGUUUUAUCUAGAUCUGGAAAAGCAGAAGCAUUAACUGAGUCUCAUAGACCAUAUGGAAGCAAUAAGGGUUCUCUUCAAGAAAUCAGAAGAAUAAGAGAAGCAAGUGGAUGAGUGUGUUUUCAUGUUCUUGAUUUUGCUUUUGACAUGCAUUUUUCUUCUCUAUUCUACUUCCUAUUUUCUUUGAUAAGAAAGGGAAAUGAGAAAAGGGGAUUAGAGGGUUACCACCAGAAAGUGCCAUGAGAGUAGAAACUUGAACUAAACAAGGUAAGCUGGAAUUUAGAACCUCUGCAUAUCCCCAUUGUGCCCUUUGCUUCAGAAUACACUAUCAAACAAUCUCACUGAGCUUUUAGUGACAUACCUUAUUCAUGUAUAAUUGGCACUCCAAUUACACCUUUUUUUUUUCUUUUUAAUUGCUUUGAUAUUUUUUUGGCCUGAGUAUGCCUUUGAUAUUGAAUCAGAAUAAUUAUCAUUGAUACAUUAAUUUUAGUGUCUUUGGUGAUAUUCUAAUAUGAGUCCUCAUACUCCUAAAAUUUAUCAAGACUUCAUUAGACAUUAGAUUUAGUGCCUUGUGGAAGUUUAAUUAUUCAACUUACCAUACAUGGCAGCUGAUAACAUUUACAUGUGAUGACAAUAGGUUUGGUGACAUGCAGUUCAAAACAAAGAAGAAUGAGUUUAGUUCUUUUCCUUAUUACUUUCUUUUUUUAACACAUAAUGAGAGUUUAUAUGUGCUAUACAUAUCUUAUAUUAUCAUAUCAUAUGAGUUGAUAUGUUUUACAUGCAGGAUGUUAAAUAAGGGAGUUGAGGAAGGAAGAUGAAUACAGUUCAAUAAGGACUUUGUCAUUGCAUCUCCAGAUGUUUUCAAAGUAACUCUUGGGUCAGAUGUAGAAUUUUUGCUAUUGGCAUCUGAUGGUUUAUGGGAUUACAUGAACGGGUUUGGGCUAUCAUUUUGACUCUUAUUGUGAUAUAAAUAGAAUUUUUCCCACUUAGAAGAAUAUCAAAUUCAAAUGAUUAGCUUUUCCUUUACAGCUCAGAAGUAGUUACUUUUGUUAGUAAUCAGCUUCGACAACAUGGAGAUGUUCAGCUAACAUGUGAAGCCCUUGGGCAAGCUGCUUUGGAAUGGCGUUCACAAGAUAAUAUUAGUAUUGUGAUUGCCGAUUUAGGAACAAUGUAGAAAAUGUGCUGGGUGCCUGACAAUAAACCUUUCUUGCCGCUGGACAUAACCUCUUCACUGAAUAAUUCGAUGCAAGAUGGAGAAGAAGAAAGAAUGACACAUUCUUAUUAGACCAGUCUUGUCACCUCCACCUUUAAUUGGGAAUUCGGGAAAAGAGAAAAGAAAAGCACCUUGACAUCCAUAGCUAACUGGUCCUGCAUGUCCCUCUGAUUCAUCCCGUCUCUCUUCUCCUGAUUGUGUUAAUCAUUAUGCUCCUUCUUAUUUAUUAAGUUGUAAGAUCAUUCUUACCAUACUGUUCUGUCUUGGUUUUAAUUUCCACAGGCGAACAAACUGGAAGAAUUUGCCCAUUAAGCAACAAAAUUUUGUUUAUAAAUUGGGACAGGCUUU
Messenger RNA from Rubroshorea leprosula, 2356 nucleotides. The record is from the annotation of a GenBank genome assembly. NCBI's taxonomy places the organism in Eukaryota, Viridiplantae, Streptophyta, Magnoliopsida, Malvales, Dipterocarpaceae.